Mobula hypostoma (lesser devil ray) is the source of this 3765-nucleotide messenger RNA. It is a transcript of the gene nab1b, whose product is annotated as NGFI-A binding protein 1b (EGR1 binding protein 1). The coding region runs from base 326 to 1846 and encodes 506 amino acids. Lineage: Eukaryota; Metazoa; Chordata; Chondrichthyes; Myliobatiformes; Myliobatidae. Gene Ontology annotation, biological process: negative regulation of DNA-templated transcription. Gene Ontology annotation, cellular component: nucleus. The record is from RefSeq and is a predicted model, not a curated record. The transcript has 8 exons. Gene Ontology annotation, molecular function: transcription coregulator activity; transcription factor binding.
UUGAGGGGUGGGGAGGGGGAAAGAAACAAACCAAGAAUCAUAGCAGCGAGAGGCGGACUGUAUUUAGAGCCGCGGGCAACUCCGGGCGGGGAGAAAGGGAACGCGUGUCAACAUCACUAGAGUGAGUGUAAGGAUUGGGAUCCUCCUCCUCCUCCUCCUCCUCCCUCCCCCGCCUUCCCUCUGCCCCACGGUGUUCGAGGCUUUGGUGCGAUCAGAGCCGACGGGACAGCAGGCGACAAAGUUCUCAAUUGCCUCCACAGCACCCAGUUACACAGCAAAGAGUGAGAGAGAGAGACUCAUAGUGCACCAGGUGCUGCUGUUGGUCAUGGCAACUUCAUUACCAAGGACACUUGGUGAAUUGCAACUCUAUCGUAUUCUGCAGCGAGCCAAUCUCUUGUCUUAUUAUGAUGCUUUCAUCCAGCAAGGUGGAGAUGAUGUGCAGCAGCUCUGUGAAGCAGGGGAAGAGGAAUUCUUGGAAAUUAUGGCCUUGGUUGGCAUGGCUAGCAAACCCCUACAUGUCAGGAGGUUGCAAAAAGCUCUAAGAGACUGGGUGACAAAUCCUUCCAUCUUUAAUCAACCACUGAACUCACUACCAGUCAGUAGCAUUCCACUAUACAAAAUAUCUGAGGGCUCAGCUGCCUACUCUGGGUCAAAUGCCAACAGUCAUGAAAGAAACAAUAACCUUCGUGACCCUCCUGUGAAGUUUCCAAAAUGCUUGGCUGCUUUGUGUGGACAGGGAGUGGGACCAAGCAAGCCUGGUUUAGCAGGGAGUUCACCACUGCAGAUGCCUAAUGAGCCACGGUUCUGGCAAGGACAGUCCGCAACUGAAAGUGAACAUAGUCUUUCCCCUGCAGAUCCCUCGUCUCCCUCCUCGCCAAGGGAAAAUGGUGAAACUCUAGAUGCUGCUGCCAUCGUUGCCAUUACAGAAUCUGUUGAACGUUUGAUGCAAGGCAUUCAAAAAACAGACAAGACUGAAGUGAAAGAGUUUCUAAGAACCAAUAAGAAGUUAGCAAAAAUGAUCAGUCACAUCUUUGAUAUGAAGGAUGGUGACCCUCACAGAGAAGAAGAAAUAAGAAAAUAUAGUGCAAUAUAUGGACGUUUUGAUUCCAAAAGGAAAGAUGGAAAGCAUCUUACACUUCAUGAGCUAACUGUUAAUGAAGCAGCCGCUCAGCUUUGUACAAAGGAUAUUGCUUUGCUCACUCGGAGAGAUGAACUAUUUUCGUUAGCCCGACAGGUCUCCCGGGAAGUAACCUACAAAUAUACUUACAAAACUUCCAGGUCUAGAUGUGCAGAACAAGAGGAAUCAUCUCCCAAGCGUAUAAAAACUGAGGAUGCUUCUAUUCACAUUCAGGAAUCGCUACAGAUUUUACAACAGAGACAAGAGGGAUUAAAAGAGCAAAUGUCUCUUGCCAAGAUUAAAGGUGAUGAUGCCAUGGUUCAUCAUAUUCAGGUCCAGCUUGAAGCCAUAACGGCUAAAUACAUAAUGCUUGUACGUGAACAAACAGGCCAAGACAUGUUUCAAACAGAUGAGAGACGUCUCUCUGCCACAGCUUGUAGGCAAUAUUCCGAAGAGCAGAAUUCCAGAAGCCCCUCAGCAGAGAAUGUGGAUGGACCAGCUGACAAACCAUUGAAUCUCAGGAUCUCUAAUCAGCAAAGCAGACAAAUAAUUCAGCAAAUGGUAUCGGGAGAAGAAUUAAGCAGACAAUAUUCUAGCAAUGCGAGAGAGUCGCACUCUUCAGAAAACAUAGGCACAUUGAAGGAGUUCUGCCAGACGAUUCUAAAUCAUACAGAAAAGAAGAAUGAAACAUUCAAGUCUAUAAAAAUAGAGCCUGAAGAUAUUAGAUAGCCUUUUCCCAAAUCUGCCUCCUUCUGAAAAUGGCAUCAGCAAGUACCGUAACCAAAGCCUUAAAGACCAGUGUUGCCUCAUAUCUGUUCCAUUAUUGUUUUUUUUUGUUAAAGUUGCUGUGGACAAUUGUUUGUUCAAUAGAAAACUGAAUAAUUUCUAAACUGUUACUUCCUUGUUGACUGUGUUCAUGAAGUUCUACAGCUUGUUUGAAUAGUGAAUCAACUCCUUAAAACUAACCUAUUUAUUUAAAAAAUAAUCACUAAGAAAAGCAAACUCUCAUGAAAAUGGAUGACAGUGUUGAAACUAAGUAAUAAACAAUACUUAACCUUUUAAACUACACUGGCUUAAGAGAUAGGUUAUGCAUUGCUUUUGUCUGGAAUCUAGUUUAGCUUGAUGAAACUUGCUCAUUGUAUAUUUUUAUUUUGUUCCAAAGUGAUGUGAUGUAUGCAUGUAAUGUCAAAACCUAUACAAAGUACUGUAAUUAUAUAUAUAUAUAUAUAUAUGACAUGUUUAUUUAUCAUCAAUAAGGCAUGUGGGAUUGAAUUCAAUCAAGCACAAGUUUUGCUGAAUUAGUGUAGUUGAGGUGAACCAAAAUAGGCCACAGAGUAAGCACAACUGUUCAGCCUUGUAUUGAAAGAGGAAGAAACUAAUGUUUGAAAGCAAGUCUGAAUGUUACUGUGCAUUUCAAGCACACCUGUUGAAGUUAUUUCCAUUUAUCAGAAGCAGUGCAAAUUUCUGACUAAAAUACAACAAAUGUCAGCAGGCUCCAUUUUUUUUUAUUUUUGCAGGCCAGACAUAUGGAAAAUUUUCACAUAGAGGAAAAGGGCAGAUUGUGGGAGGAAACUAAACAUGUCAUUUUUCUAUUGAGAAGAACAUAUUUUAGCAUAUGUUCAUUUUAGCAUAUGUUUAUAUACAUUAUGCAUCAAUUGUUUUGUUUUUUUUCUAUUAUUACUAUGUGAGUUAUGCUAUUAAUUAUUUUUUAAAACUUGCCACACCAUUCCAGCCAUUUGCAGAUCUGAUGAGGACUGGCCAGGAAGAGUUAAUUGUAAACAAAAACUUUAGUCAAGAGCAUCAUGUUGGCAACUUUCUUAUUGAAAUUAGCAGAAAUAAUGCUCUGAUUUGGACUGCAUUAAAGAUUUCUGGAACAUGCUUUUUCAAAUCUAUUUUUCUACUUUUACUUUUUGUUCAAUGUUUAAAAUUAAUGUUGCAUUUUGUUUGUGGAGAACACAUUUUAUUUUGAUUGUGCAGGCAGCCAAAGUGCCAUAUUAUUUUUGAUGCAGAUUGAUCAGCAAUCAAUGCAAAAGUAGUGUUGAGAGAAGAGACAUCAGGGAGGGGAAAAAUGCAAUAAUGACACACACAAUGCUGAUUUAAUGCAUUUGAUUCGAACAACUGAAAGUAGAUUUGUGUUCAUAACGUGUAAUAAACAACUUUGGUAGCUGAUUAUUACAUUUUAGCCAAACUAGCUGUAGAGUUAUAGUGGCAGAUUAGCUGAACGGGAAUUAAAAACAAUUCCCUGUGGUACAACUCAAUUUUAAAACUGUGUUGUACUUUGUUGCCAUGAAAUGUUCUUGUGAAUUUCGACCUGUAAUGUACUGAUGUUACUAUAAUGAUGUCUUGAUUGUUCACCAGUAGUAUGUUAGAAUGUAACUUUAAACUGUCUCCCUCAUAAUCCUUUAGCAACAGUAAGGUGAUGAACAACAACGAGUACACAUACUCUAAUGUAAUCAGUAAUGUGUUGUGCUAAUGUUAUUGUUUCCUUUUGGAAUUCAAGUUAAUGAACAUUACAAGGGUCUAAGGAUCUCUGGGAGAAUGGCCAUUGUUCUAAUGGUCUGUACUGUACUGAAAUUGUUACUUAAUUGACAAAUGGGCCAGUGUUAAUUAUUCUGAGCGCUCUGAAAAUACAGCAUAAGAUGUUUUGG